Molecule: messenger RNA, 874 nt
Organism: Austrofundulus limnaeus
Lineage: Eukaryota; Metazoa; Chordata; Actinopteri; Cyprinodontiformes; Rivulidae
Product: epidermal growth factor receptor kinase substrate 8-like protein 3
Biological process (GO): Rho protein signal transduction; regulation of Rho protein signal transduction; positive regulation of ruffle assembly
Cellular component (GO): plasma membrane; vesicle; ruffle membrane
Molecular function (GO): actin binding
Source: RefSeq, a predicted model, not a curated record
AUGGUGUCUCACUGCUCUGAAGCCCUGCCUCCGACCAUCGUGGCCCCCCUGCUGAGCCCCCAGUGUAUCCGUCUCCUGAGCGAGGAGGCGUCCACAGAGGAGGAUCAGCUGUGGCAGUCUCUGGGUGACGCCUGGAACAUCCCCAGCACUCAAUGGCCAGAAGAUGACGAGGACAUCCCAACCUACACCCUGGAGUUCUCAGAUGGCUGGCAGCCCCCUCAACUUACAGCGACCCCACCGCCGAGCCACCCUGCAAGUAGACAGCCGAGUCCACAACCUGCACUGAGUCCACGACCUGCACCGAGUCCAAGACCUGCACCGAGUCCAAGACCUGCACCGAGCCAAAAACAUUUGCAACCAGCAGAACACAGCGUAAAUCAACAGCCUCCUGCCAAGUGGAAGCCACCUCCACAUCCACAGAAAACACGCUCAAAUGAGAUGAAACCUCAGCCCAUACGAGUGAAGACAGACUUCAUUUCAAGGAACCACAGGGAGAUCACCGUCCAGAGAGGAGAAGUGGUCGAGCUGUUGGAUAAGUCCAAGCAGUGGUGGAAGGUGAGGAACAGCAGCGGCGAGGAGGGAUACGUUCCUAACAACGUCCUGGAAGCUGCUGAUAAGCCGCCACCCGACAUGCAAACUGAAGUGAUUCCAGUCUUAACGAGGAGAUCCAAACCACCAGAAGUGAAAGCCUGGCUAGAGGACAAGGGAUUCAGCCAAAUCACUGUGCGCUGUCUGGGCGUCCUGAGUGGCCCUUUGCUGCUGGGAAUGAGCAGAGAGGAGCUGAAGAUGGUGUGUCCAGAGGAGGGAGGACGAGUCUUCUUCCAGUUACAGGCAGUCAAGUCCUCCUUAACGGAUGGCUAAGAGACGCCAACAA